AUGACAGAAUCUGAGUACCUCGACGACUGCACGCUGCAGCUCUCCCACAAUGGCACCUACCUGGACCUGGAAGCCACCCUGGCAGAGCAGCGGGACGAGCUAGAAGGCUUCCAGGAUGACGCUGGGCGGGGCAAGAAGCACAGCAUCAUCCUGAGGACACAACUGUCCGUGAGGGUCCACACCUGUAUCGAAAAACUGUACAACUCCAGCGGGCGAGAUUUAAGAAGGGCCCUUUUCUCCCUGAAGCAGAUAUUUCAGGAUGACAAGGAUUUGGUGCAUGAAUUUGUGGUGGCUGAAGGUCUGACCUGUUUGAUCAAGGUGGGAGCUGAGGCCGACCAGAACUAUCAGAACUACAUCCUGAGGGCUCUGGGCCAGAUUAUGUUGUAUGUGGAUGGGAUGAACGGAGUAAUAAACCACAAUGAAACCAUUCAGUGGCUGUACACUCUCAUCGGGUCAAAGUUCCGCCUGGUGGUGAAGACGGCCCUGAAGCUGCUGCUGGUCUUUGUGGAGUACUCGGAGUCCAACGCACCCCUUCUGAUCCAGGCAGUCUCUGCUGUGGACACUAAAAGAGGAGUUGUACCCUGGUCAAAUAUCAUGGAAAUCUUGGAGGAAAAAGACGGGGUCGACACAGAGCUGCUAGUUUAUGCGAUGACUUUAGUGAACAAGACGUUGUCAGGAUUGCCAGACCAAGAUACCUUCUACGACGUGGUGGACUGCCUAGAGGAGCUGGGCAUUGCGGCCGUGUCCCAGCGGCACUUGAACAAGAAAGGGACUGACCUGGACUUAGUGGAGCAGUUGAACAUUUAUGAGGUGGCACUGCGGCAUGAGGAUGGUGAUGAGACGGCUGAGCCACCCCCCAGUGGGCGUCGGGACCGGAGGAGGGCCAGCCUGUGUUCCGGGGGCGGCGUGGGCGAGCAGCGGGGCCUGGACCGCAGGCGCAGCCGCAGGCACUCAGUGCAGAGCGUCAGGGGUCCCCUGUCGGCCCCCACCAGUCCCUGCUCCCAGGCGGUUCCAGGCUUCAAGCCCAGUCAAGUGCGGGAUCUCCGUGAAAAGGAUGAGGAGGAGGAGGAGGAGGAAGAGGAGCAGCCAGUCACGGAGCCCAAUUCAGAGGAAGAGAGAGAGGAUGAUGCCCCCUCUCAGGGCAAGGACAGCCAGGCCAGCACUGCCUCAGAGCAGAAGCCCACUGAACAGGAAAGCCCAGCCCCCGCUCCUGCCUCCAGCGCCACCUCCACCUCGCAGGGAAAGCAGCUUCCAGCCAGCACUGCAGGGGGGAGCCCCUGGGGCAGCGGGUCCUCUGUGCCUGCCCUGCUGCCUCACCCCACCCCUGCCUCUCGGACCUCCACAUCUGGCCCCCCGAAGGCAUCGCAGACCAUAGAAAAGCUGCCCUAUGUGCCCCACAGUCCCUUCCACCUCUUCUCCUAUGACUUUGAAGAUUCACCCUUAUCCACCAAGGAAAAGGAAGCCGAGGCCCAGAAGGAAAGCAGUGGCUCUGACUCCCUCCAUCUGAGCACAUACUCUGCCUCUGAUCCUUACAACUUCCGGUCUUUCUCUUCUAAUAGAUACAACAACUUUGGCAACCACUCUUAUCACUCUUCAAGACCUUCGUCUGGAUCUGCUGUGCCCACCGCUUCUACAUCAUCUCUUCCAACCCCCCAGGAGCCCAGGCUGGACAGGUCAUCACUGAGUGGUCUUCUCACAUCAUCCUUUAGGCAGCACCAGGAGUCCCUGGCAGCCGAGAGAGAGAGGCGGCGGCAGGAGAGAGAAGAAAGGUUGCAGAGAAUAGAACGGGAAGAAAGGAACAAGUUCAGCCGAGAGUAUUUAGGCAAAAGAGAGGAGCAAAGACAAGCAAGAGAAGAAAGAUACAAAUACUUGGAGCAGUUGGCAGCUGAGACGCACGAGAAGGAACUGAGAAGCCGGAGUGUGAGCCGGGGCAGAGCUGACCUCUCCUUGGACCUGACCUCACCAGCCGCCCCCGCCCCUCUGAGCCCUGGCCCUGCAUCUCUAGACUCACAAGGGGCUCUCCCCGGAGCAUCGUCCUCCCCGGGAACACCUCAGUAUCCCCAAGUGAGCACCCAGGACCCUGCGCCAGAACCGGGACCAGAGGAGGAGGUGGGGCAGGUGGCCGAUGAUGCCAACCAGGAAGUAGCCCCUGCCCACGUGGGGACUGAGAGCGAAGUGGAGCAGGAACUGGAAGAGCGAGCCUCCCUCAGUGAGAAGGAGAGGAGGAACGAGGAGGUGAACGAGAGGGACAACUGCUCUGCCUCGAGCAUCUCAUCCUCCAGCAGCACGUUAGAGAGGGAGGAGAAGGAGGACAAGCUCUCCAGGGACAGGGGCACUGGUUUGUGGUCCGCGGGGGUUCAGGAUGCCAGUGUAAAUGAACAGUGUGGCGACAUCCUCACCAACAAACGCUUCAUGCUGGACAUGCUGUAUGCCCAUAACAGAAAGCCCACGGAUGCCGAGGAGAAGGGGGAGGGCGAGCCCGCGGGCGCUGAGCAGGGGGCAGAGGCGGUGCCCAGCCUGGCCAGCAGGAUAUCCACGCUGCAGGCCAGCUCCCUGGCACAGGACGAGAGUGUCAGGAGGGUGGACGUGGGCUGCCUGGACAACCGGGGCAGCGUGAAAGCCUUCGCGGAGAAAUUCAACAGCGGGGACCUAGGGAGAGGGCCCGUCUCCGACACCCAGCCUGAUGACACGGUCCCGGAGAAAGCAUCCCCCCAGCCCAAGACGGAGUCCGACCACAUCUGGGACCAGCUCAUGGCCAACCCAAGGGAGCUCAGAAUCCAAGACAUGGAUUUCACCGACCUGGGAGAGGAGGAUGACAUCGACGUCCUAGACGUGGACCUGGCUCCACCCUUGCUGGACAGUGUGCCUCCCCCUCCCAUCCCCGGUAAUUUAUUGGCUCCUCCUCCAGUAUUCAAUGCUCCUCAGGGCUUAGGGUGGCCCCAGGUACCCAGGGGUCAGCCGGCAUUCACGAAGAAAAAGAAGACCAUCCGUCUGUUCUGGAAUGAAGUGCGGCCUUUCGAGUGGCCAUGUAAGAACAACCGGCGCUGCAGAGAAUUCCUGUGGUCAAAACUGGAACCUAUCAAGGUGGACACUUCCAGGCUGGAGCACCUGUUCGAGUCUAAGUCUAAGGAAUUGUCCGUCUCAAAGAAAACUGCCGCAGACGGAAAAAGGCAGGAGAUCAUCGUACUGGACUCGAAGAGGAGCAAUGCCAUUAACAUCGGGCUGACGGUGCUGCCCCCUCCAAGAACGAUCAAGAUCGCCAUCUUGAAUUUUGAUGAAUAUGCCUUAAAUAAAGAAGGAAUUGAGAAAAUUCUAACCAUGAUCCCCACGGAAGAGGAGAAGCAGAAAAUCCAGGAGGCCCAGCUGGCAAACCCUGAGGCCCCGCUGGGCAGUGCGGAGCAGUUCCUCCUCACGCUCUCCUCCAUCAGCGAGCUCUCGGCGAGGCUCCACCUCUGGGCAUUUAAAAUGGACUAUGAAACCACAGAAAAGGAAGUGGCAGAACCACUCCUGGACCUGAAGGAAGGAAUAGACCAGUUGGAGAACAAUAAAACCUUGGGCUUCAUCCUGUCUACUCUCUUAGCCAUCGGGAACUUUCUAAAUGGAACUAAUGCCAAAGCGUUUGAGUUAAGCUACCUCGAGAAGGUUCCAGAAGUAAAAGACACCGUGCACAAGCAGUCGCUCCUCCACCAUGUGUGCACCAUGGUGGUGGAGAACUUCCCCGACAGCUCCGACCUGUACUCAGAGAUCGGGGCCGUCACCAGGUCAGCCAAGGUUGACUUUGAUCAGCUUCAGGAUAAUUUAUGUCAGAUGGAGAGACGAUGCAAAGCUUCAUGGGAUCACCUCAAGGCAAUUGCAAAACAUGAAAUGAAACCCGUUUUAAAACAACGAAUGUCAGAGUUCCUGAAAGACUGUGCUGAGCGAAUUAUAAUUUUAAAGAUUGUCCAUAGGAGAAUCAUUAACAGGUUCCAUUCCUUUCUGCUCUUUAUGGGGCAUCCACCUUACGCGAUCCGGGAAGUGAACAUAAAGCGGGCCAACCACAGAGAGAGAAAUAAGACUAGGGGGAAGAUGAUCACUGAUACUGAUGAAGAGGAUGACAUGGAGUCCGGCAAAUUCUCCAGCAGUUCACCAGCACCUGCGAGCCAACCACAGGGCCUGAGCUAUGCCGAGGACGCCGCUGAGCACGAGAACAUGAAGGCUGUGCUGAACACCUCGUCUCCGGCCAUGGAUGAUGCCACCCCGGUGCUGGGCGUCCGCACACGCAGCCGGAUGAGCCGAGGAUCCGCUAGUUCAUGGACCAUGGGAACCGAUGACUCACCGAAUGUCACGGAUGACGCCGCUGAUGAGAUCAUGGACCGCAUCGUCAAGUCAGCCACCCAGGUGCCCAGUCAGCGAGUGGUGCCCCGGGAAAGGAAGCGCUCCCGGGCCAACCGGAAAUCUCUACGAAGGACCCUGAAGAGCGGCCUGACUCCAGAAGAAGCCCGAGCCCUGGGCCUGGUGGGCACCUCGGAGCUGCAGCUGUGACCCAGGGGGCACCCUAAGAAGUGUGCCUGAGCAGAGUGCAUGCUCCUGCUGGACGGAGCCCCUGUCAGCAUUAGCAUCGAAAGGUCUGAAAGAAAGUGCCCAUCUCUCGGUGGCGCCACGGGGCUGUGUUGCGUGCUGCGCGCUGACAUGGAGUCUCCUUCCUGUACUUUCUCUUGUUUCUGUGACACCUGGUUUAGUAGUUCCAAAGUGAGACACCUUUUCUGUGCAAGGAACGGACCUUUUCCGGAGCAGAUCACUCUGUCACAGUGACUAAGGGCAUAUGAGGCAGUUGGAUUGGAUUCACAGCCUGGGUCUCUCCACACCACCAAAGUAUCCAGAUGUAAAACCCAAACUGUACACAAAGGAAAACACAGGCUGUUGACCAGUUGUGGAUUUUAGAUGUACUAAAUGUUUAUAUGGAUUCAUAAAUGUACACCAUGUUUCAGAUACUAAAUAAAUGGAGUUUAAUGUCA
Messenger RNA from Myotis davidii, 4994 nucleotides. It is a transcript of the gene FHOD3, whose product is annotated as formin homology 2 domain containing 3. Gene Ontology annotation, cellular component: cytoskeleton; cytoplasm. The record is from RefSeq and is a predicted model, not a curated record. The transcript is spliced from 31 exons. Gene Ontology annotation, biological process: sarcomere organization; cardiac myofibril assembly; cortical actin cytoskeleton organization. Gene Ontology annotation, molecular function: actin filament binding. NCBI's taxonomy places the organism in Eukaryota, Metazoa, Chordata, Mammalia, Chiroptera, Vespertilionidae. Bases 1 to 4521 code for a protein of 1506 amino acids.